Messenger RNA from Pomacea canaliculata, 4694 nucleotides. Its product is annotated as cell division cycle protein 27 homolog. NCBI's taxonomy places the organism in Eukaryota, Metazoa, Mollusca, Gastropoda, Architaenioglossa, Ampullariidae. Bases 273 to 2732 code for a protein of 819 amino acids. Gene Ontology annotation, biological process: cell division. Gene Ontology annotation, molecular function: protein binding. The record is from RefSeq and is a predicted model, not a curated record. The transcript is spliced from 21 exons.
CAAAUCAAGAAGAAAGACUUUGAGAACAAGUAUAACGCAUAUUCUAUAAUAUACUAAUCGAAAUCUUGAACGAUAAAAUGGCAUUAAAUUACGAAAUAGCCAUUUAUGUACGAAGAUGAUCGCAGACGCCUGCGUGGAGAUCUCUGCACGUUAACUGGUUCCUAGCCAUGUGACAAAUCGAAAUUUGAAAACGAGGUUAACAGACAUGGCAGCCGUGGAGUCUCGUAUUCGCUGAUGUGUUUGGUUAUAUCAAUGAUUUAUUUCUCGCCAAGAUGCUAGUUCAAGAACCAGUUCAGGCUGCCAUAUGGGAUGCUCUACAUCAUUACGCAUAUGGCGAUGCAAUAUUUCUUGCUGAAAGAUUGUAUGCUGAAGUGGCCAGUAAUGAAGCCCUCCAUCUCCUGGCAACUUGCUAUUACAGAGGGGGUCAUCCAACACAAGCCUACAUGCUGCUACAAAAACGAAGCUGUCCCACACCACAGUGCAAAUUUCUUAUGGCCAAAUGCUGCUUAGAGACCAAGAAGUAUGCAGAAGCAGAGCGAAUGCUUGCAGGCAAUGUUUUGACCAAAACAAAGACGUUUGAAGAGAUUGAGGCCGAAUUUGGUGCCAUGUCUUGCCAUGUCUUCUCAGUCCUUGGCCAGCUAUAUAGUAAGACAGAUAGAGUCCAGAAAGCUUCUGAGUGUUAUAAGAAGAGUCUUAAGCUCAACCCACUUUUAUGGAAGUCGUAUGAAGCUUUGUGUCAGCUUGGCAUGAAGGUGGACCCUAACCAAGUAUUUAAUAUACCAUCUUUGAAUGUCCCAACGGGGCUUGCUGCGCCUACACUCCCAACCCAUCCUUCACCCCAGAGCCAGCCACAGGCUCUAGGUCAGCCCCAGGUUGUGACACCAUCCCCAGGAGAAAAUGCUGCUUUCAUUUCUGUUCCUGCUCCACUCACCAUCACAACUGCCUUAGACACCAGUCCAAAAUCUCAGACCACACCACUUGGCAUCUGCUCUGAUCAUACACCAGAGAAUCACAUGCAGUCUGGGCAGGCAGAUGACCUGAUGCGAGCUCCUUUGCGCAGCCGGCGUACAAAACCAGAGAGUGUUAUGGAAAGACCUGUACGAGUCUUUGUCUGGUCAUCUCCAAGUUUUGGUGUACUGAAUGUAGAAAAUCCUGGUACUGUUGAGACCAGUUCUCCACCCUUGCCUUUCAUCAGUCCAAACCCUACCCCUAUACUACCUGAAGAUCUUGUCCUUGACACCAAAGCUCCCGGUAAAAAGGCUGUGACACGCAGAAAACAGGCUACAAAACCCCCAGUAUUCAGCCUGUCAGGAAAUUCCAAUACACGAGAUGUUAGUAAUCAACAAGCAGGAAAUCCACCAAGUGUAAGGCGAAGUUCACGUCUGUUUGGAAACUCUAGUUCUGUAAAGGAAAACAACAAGAGCCAAGGGAAGACACGCUUCACAAGUCCCAAGGGUGUAGGGCGAAAGAGCAAGUCACGCACCAGCAAGUCCCAGCAAGAGCUGAAUGAGAUCAACAAAAGUGAGGCUGGAGCUGGCACCAAGAUGGCACCUAACAUAGAACAGCCCACUGCUGCCCACAUCUUUCUCAUGCAGCAACAGUCUCUAGGUGGGCUCUUGAAAUUGCUGUUGGUUAUUGGGAAGGCCUAUGGGGCUCUGGCUCAGUAUGACUGCCGGCGAGCUGUGCAGCUGUUUGGGGAAUUACCUGAACACCAGUACAACACUGCCUGGGUUCUUACUCAGAUAGGGCGUGCUUAUUUUGAACAGGGUGAUUUUCAAAAGGCAGCAAGCAUGUUUUCUGAAGUCAGGAGGCUUGAGCCCUACCAGCUGUUGGGAAUGGACGUGUACAGUACAGCUCUCUGGCAUUUGCAGCGUGAGGUAGAGCUGUCGGCCUUGGCUCAUGAUCUGGCAUCACUUGACAAAACAUGUCCACAGACUUGGUGUGCUACAGGAAAUUGUUUUUCUUCCCAAAAGGAGCAUGAUGUUGCCAUAAAAUUCUUCAGACGGGCCAUUCAGGUUGACCCAGAUUAUGCCUAUGCAUAUACACUUCUUGCACAUGAGUAUGUUCUGAUAGAGGAGCUGGACAAGGCACUGGCCAGCUUUAGAAAUGCCCUGCGUGUAGACUCCAGGCACUACAAUGCAUGGUAUGGCAUUGGCAUGAUUUACUACAAGCAGGAAAAGUUCAACUUGGCUGAAGUCCACUUCCGCAGGGCAUUGUCUAUCAACCCCCAGAGCUCAGCUCUCAUCUGCCAUGUUGGUGUAGCUCAGCAUGCUCAGAAAAAGACUGAAACGGCUCUGGUGACGCUAAGCAAAGCAAUAGCCCUGGAGCCUAGAAAUCCUCUUUGCAAGUUCCACAAAGCCUCUAUUCUUCUGGCCUGUGACAGGCAUAAAGAAGCACUAGAAGAAUUGGAAGAACUAAAACAAAUCAUCCCUACAGAGUCCCUUGUGUACUUCCUCAUGGGCAAGGUGCACAAAAAGCUUGGCAACACACAUCUGGCAUUAAUGAACUUUUCCUGGGCCAUGGAUCUUGACCCUAAAGGGGUUAACAAUCAGAUCAAAGAAGCCAUAGACAAACGAUAUGCCACUGAAGAGGAUGAUGCUCUUUCCAGGCUUACAGAGACAAUGCCAGAAGCCAGUGGGGAGAUGGGAGAAGAGAGACAAUCCUUGCAGGCCCUAGCUCCCGAAGAAGUGGACCCUGACUUGCAAGCCAUAGAAAGCGAUGAGAGUUUGUGAUGGAGCUUGGGUAGCUCAGAGACUUAAGAGUCAUAGCAAGUGACAAGAGCUUGUCAUGUAACUGAGGUUCUAGGUAAACGUCAUCAUGGGUGCCCAGUGCACUGUUAACAGGUCAGCAUCAGUGUGGAAGUCCUAUACCUUGUAUGUACCUCUGCAAGGAGCUGGUGCCUGAAGGAUUUUAAUCAGACUUCUUUAAAGACUUUCAGUUCCACAGAUGAAGUGGGCAAGUAAAAAUCUUCAGUUAUUAUUAAUAUUAUUUUCUUUUUUUUUUAAGCCUGACCCAACUUGUUCCAGUCUUUUGUCUUUCAAAUUGUACAAAGAGAGGAGAAUGUCUGAAAGAAGCAAGUAUCUAGGUAAGAGCACGGUGGCUAGUCACCAUUGUUUUUGCAAUGACAAUUUGACUGUUACUUGUUCUUUACCAGGUUGCAUCAGCCUUUUUUAUUUUUUUUUAAAUCAAGGGCAGGUUUCCUGUGAAUACCCUGCCUGUGGCACAGUCUCAGGUUGUUUAGCAUGAGUUAACAUAUUGUAGGCAUGAAAGUCCGUUUCAGGGGAAAUUUGUUGUUGCGAAGAAUGAGAUUUAAAGAAGGUGCUCUUGGUUCUGAGACAACAUACAAGUGGUACAUAGAACAAAUGUAGGUGAAGGGAUGCAAGAAUGAUGUGCAUGGAGCGCAGCCUGUGCUGCUGUUUGUACUGAUGCAUGGCAGUUUCAGCUCAUCUUCUCAUCCUCUCUCACUUAAAACCCUUUUACAGCUCCCUCCUCCACCAUUUUGGUUGCUGUAGUCUCUCAUGCAAGUUCCAACAAUGAGGAAUUAUGGUAGGUUAGCAUCAGCUGCUGGAGUAGAGCUGACCACAGGAACAAUUCUCUCGGUAGUGCCAUAAAUGCUUUUCAAACAAACGAGUGUGUGAAUUGUGGAAGUUCAUUCAUGUUUUGAGCUUUGUAUUGGUCUGAGGAAGUAAGUGACAACAAGAGCUGUCAGUCUGGCUGAGAAGCAUUCAUUCUCUCUAAUUUUCUGUCACCAAUAUUUAGAACAGGAACAUUGCCAUUUCAUGCUACACAACGUUGGUAAAUCUGUUUUUUUCCCCUUUUCCUCCUUUGCUAUAGAGAAAGGCCAGAUUAUUAAAAACAAAAACCUGCGAAAUACGAAACUGUUAAUGUAUGUGUAUUGAUUAGGUCUGUAAAAAUAUUUUAUUAAAAAACGUAAAAUUUUUUAAAUUUUGUUUGCCUUCUUUGUGAUGAAAUUAGACGAACGCAUAUUCCAACGCCAUGACGUGAUGUGCAGGCGCAAUAUGAAGUACAUACAAAAGACGAUUUCAGUAUUGUUUUUAUAUAUCUUAUUGUACCAUUUCUCAUCAACUUGACUUUUGGACAUAAUUAUUUAUGAAAUGCUGGGGUGUUUGUAACUGUAAACAUGUAAACCUUUGCUGCACAUUUAAGUUGCUUAUUCAGUGUCAUUUGCAGAUCUUAGCUAUUUGGGAGAGGAAUGUGAAGCUGCUUUUGUUCUCUUUUAAAAAGACUAAAUAAUCAGAUGGACGUUUUAAGAAUAAGCUCUAUAAGUUUACAAUAUUUUACAAUUAUUUUUUUACCUUUUUCGGUACAAGGAAGGUGAACUAUUAGAAAAGAAAAUUUUCUGACAGUUUGAAGAUUUGGGUGGUUUGGGUUGCACGGAGCUUAUUGUGCGGUCUGAAUGGUGAGGGAAGAUGAGACAUAUAUCUCGGGGAUGUAAAUUUACUCAUAAUCUGAACCAGGGAGUCUAGUGGCAGAAAACUUCGCUAAAUCGGAUCGCAUGUUUGGGUGCCAGGCGGGCAUUAUAAGUCCCCAACAUCAAUGUUGCCGUAUCUUAGAUUUUAUAGUUAUACAGAGGGAUUCUUUGGACUGUUGUACAAGCAAAAGAUAGCGCCUGAUGUAGAUUUGUCAUAAAACAUUUGGUCGUACAGUGUGUUCAGUUUUGCAGAAAAGAAGAA